Meriones unguiculatus (Mongolian gerbil) is the source of this 890-nucleotide messenger RNA. It is a transcript of the gene Bax, whose product is annotated as BCL2 associated X, apoptosis regulator. The transcript is spliced from 7 exons. Gene Ontology annotation, molecular function: protein homodimerization activity; channel activity; protein heterodimerization activity. Gene Ontology annotation, cellular component: mitochondrial outer membrane. The record is from RefSeq and is a predicted model, not a curated record. Gene Ontology annotation, biological process: extrinsic apoptotic signaling pathway in absence of ligand; intrinsic apoptotic signaling pathway in response to DNA damage; positive regulation of apoptotic process. The coding region runs from base 111 to 770 and encodes 219 amino acids. NCBI's taxonomy places the organism in Eukaryota, Metazoa, Chordata, Mammalia, Rodentia, Muridae.
GGGGCCAUGUUGCGGGGCACCCACGUGAAGGGCGCACGUCCGUGAGCGGUCACGUGACCGGGGCGCGCCGCAGCCGCCCGGGGCGCACCCGGCGAGAGGCAGCGGCGGUGAUGGACGGGUCCGGGGAGCAGCUCGGAGGCGGCGGGCCCACCAGCUCUGAGCAGAUCAUGAAGACAGGGGCCUUUUUGCUGCAGGGUUUCAUCCAUGAUCGCGCGGGGAGGAUGGCAGGGGAGACACCGGAGCUGACCCUGCAGCAGCCACCCCAGGAUGCAUCCACCAAGAAGCUGAGCGAGUGUCUCAGGCGAAUCGGCGAUGAGCUGGAUAGCAACAUGGAGCUGCAGAGGAUGAUUGCCGACGUGGAUACGAACUCUCCCCGAGAGGUCUUCUUCCGGGUGGCAGCUGAAAUGUUUGCUGAUGGCAACUUCAACUGGGGCCGUGUUGUUGCCCUCUUCUACUUUGCUAGCAAACUGGUGCUCAAGGCCCUGUGCACCAAAGUGCCGGAGCUAAUCAAAACCAUCAUGGACUGGACGCUGGACUUCCUCCGAGAACGGCUGCUUGUCUGGAUCCAAGACCAGGGUGGCUGGGUGAGACCCCUCAGUCCCUCACUGUCCAGACUGAGCUGCAGCCUGGGAUGGCCUCCUCUCAUACUUUGGGACCCCCACAUGGCAGACAGUGACCAUCUUUGUGGCUGGAGUUCUCACUGCCUCACUCACCAUCUGGAAGAUGAGCUGAGGCCGCCUGCUGCCUUGGACUGUGUCUUUUCUUCAUAAAUUAUGGCAUUUUUCUGGGACGAAUGGGGAUGGGAUGGGCAUUUUUCUUACUUUUGUAAUUAUUGGGAGGGUGGGAAUGGUGGCCUGGGGGAGGGGACAAUAAACCUCAGGUCCACUUUG